AUGUCCACGCCCGAGGAGUUGCUGCAAAAGUACGGGGGUGAGAUAGUCCCUCGUGGCUUCAACGCGGGUUUCGUCGUCCUGAGCUAUAUUGUAUCGUUCACCGGGGCCGCCUCAACGCUCGAGUUGAUUAAUCGCCGUACUUCGCUCAAAGGUGUGGCCAACCACAUGAUCCUGUUCAGCGCUGCUGUGACCAUGGGUGGAAUCGCCAUCUGGUCCAUGCAUUUCAUUGGCAACCGUGCUGUCGUCUUGGCCAACGAUGAAGUCGAACUGCAGAUUGCAUACUCGAGUGGCUUCACGGCCUUCUCCUUCUUCCUCCCUAUCCUGGUGCUUCUCGCCGCUUUCUUGGCCACCGGCACGAACAACAACGUCUCUUGGUGGCGAGUCUGCGGCGGGGGUUCGCUGGCCGGCGCUGCAAUAUGUGGCAUGCAUUACCUUGGAAAUGCGUCGAUCAACAAUUACACAUGCGGAUACGACCUGCCCAACGUCAUCGGCUCGGCGCUGAUUGCCAUCGUCGCCAGCAUCGUGGCUUUAUCCACUUUCUUCGUGUUUCGCGCGAGCUGGAGCCAUUCUUGGUGGAAGAGAGGGCUUUCGGCAGUCGUGCUGGCUGGUGCCGUUUCGGGGAUGCACUGGUGUGCAGCUACAGGUACCAACUACCGCUUGGUAAAAUUGAACGAGAGUAAUCAGCUUUCUCGAAACACCAUCGUCGUGGUUGUUAUCUGCCUGUCUGUCGCCGCGGCUUUCAUCGUGGCUGGGGCGGCCAUCAUUGCGACCCGAGCCAGGAUCCGAUCUGCCAGCCAGGCCCAGCAGGUCGUGUUGGCUGCCGCUGUUUUCGAUGGAGCUGGCAGGAUUCUCGUGAAUCCAGAUGGCCUACUGCCGAGCGAAAAGAUCACCGAUAGCUAUGUCGAAAAGACUGCGAGCGACACAUUCAGCAUCGCAAACCCUCUCUUCCAGUGGAUGUUCCAGGCCUCGCGGGAUUGGAACGUGGUAGGGCCCAUGAUUAGCGGCAUCGUCAACCACGUGGCCAACUUGCCCAAGAGUGAUCGGGAAAGAAGGAUGCGAUUGAUCAGCGACGACGGCCUCCUCAUUGAGAACUACGAUGUCAUAUUUCGCGAACUAUUCUGCCUUGCUGCUGCGAAUCUGGCAGAUAAGCUGAAAGAACAACUUGUUCAUGUCGGUAUUCUGUGGGAUGAGAUACUCCCGACGGGUGCAAACGGACCGUAUCGACGGCGCCAAACAGAUGGGAGUGAGUCAUUAGAGAAACUCAGACGUGAGGACCUCGGCGAAAAGGGGGAGGGUUGGGCUGUCAGAGAUGAAGGAUACGGCCGCGGAUCACUCAUGCUCCUAGUUCGCCGGCUCGAGCACGUACAUGAUGUGGAAAAGCUCGAGGCAGCUGGCUUCCGAUUCGCAUACAUUCAUCAGGUUUGCGACAUCAUCGGAUCCAGUAUGCAGAUCAAGACCAGCGACUUCGGUGGAAAGCUGGCGACCAUGUCAACAUACGCCGACCAGAACACGAUGAUGGAACCGGGUGUUCAUGUCGGAUUCUUUGGUGUGCAAGCACGUGUCGGCAGGCUGGGCUUCGACGUGCUCGUCAAGCAUGGUAUGCGCAACCUCCUACCUACCAUGCCAAUGCCUUUCGACCGUCUGGAGCCGUGGUAUAUCGACUUGAUCCGCCAGUACGAUCGGACGAGCGUCACAGACCUCCUGCGGAGUCUCAAUGCGCUGAAGAGGACAUCUCCGCGUGAGAUGCUCUUCGCCUCGCAGCUGUCGGAGACCAUCGAAGCCCUCCGCGUCUGGGUGGACGAGCCAAUCUUCGACGAGGCGGUCCUGACGUCCAAGAUCGUACAGCUACCGUGUCGGCCACGGCCAGGGUCAGAUUCGGCCAAGACCUGUACAAUGAUCACGCUUCGACUCAUGAUUCCUAUUCACGCCACAAUCAAGAAUCCCAAGUGCGAGUUCAUACCCUUGAGCGUCCUCAAGGUUCAUCAGAUGGUGUAUAAAGACUCGCCCCAGCACCUAGCCUUUUCACGAUAUGUACAUCGGGAGUUGUCGUCUCCCAAUGCGGCACCUACCGACAUAUCAAAGGACACAUGCCACCAAGACUCACGAGUGUUCCGCGCAAAGGCUCGUCUGAGCUCUUUGGCACGCUCCCUUCAUUGGGCUGGCCAAAGGAGUUCAGUCAACUUUCCUGUCGAUGCAGAGGGCAAUCCCAUUCCCAUCCGAUUAGGCGGGAAGAAGCUCUCCGGUGGCAGCGUAAAUGACUCGGGUUCCACGACGAAGCUUUGGAAGGGGAAGGGUAGCGACGACAAGAUAUCGUACUGCGAGGUCCUGCCUGACAAAUCGAUAGGCUCCGGCCCGGAGGCGCAAACGGCGUCCAGCUUUGGCGGCAUCCUGGUGUCGCAGGAGAUCAAGGUGGACGUCAGGCAAGCCGAGGAGGAGGUUGACGGCAAACCGGGCCGCGGCACCCGCCAGACACAUUGUCGGGGUCCGUCGGUGGCUCCUCAGCAGCAGGUCUCCCAGACGAUGAGGACGCCGAGCACGGGUCACGUCACGCAUAUAAGAGCCGCCGGCGCCGGCCUGGAGUACGAGUUGGACUUGAUGAGGAAAGGCGUGCGUGCGGGUCAGACUCUCGGAUCGACAGUCGUCGAAAGUGAGGACGCCAACGAGACAAUGACGUUUGUCGACGAGCUCUUCGCCGCCUGCGUGGAUGCACGCUAG
Molecule: messenger RNA, 2715 nt
Organism: Anthostomella pinea
Lineage: Eukaryota; Fungi; Ascomycota; Sordariomycetes; Xylariales; Xylariaceae
Source: the annotation of a GenBank genome assembly